AUGAGCGGCUAUCGUGAUUCAUACUUCCAGUACCAUCAUCUUGUUGAUUCACAUCAGGUUCUGUACAGCGAAUGGAACGAGGAUGAAUUGCCGCCGCCAGAUGAGCAAGGGAUCGGUAACAACCACCUGGUGAACAAGCAAGGGAGCCGUUCUAAUGGCGCCAAUGGGGCGGAUCAAAAGCUCGAUGCUAGUGACGGCAAUUCAAAAAGUUACAAUGGUGCAAAAUCCACUAUAAACACGUAUUGGGACUACUUUCACGAUGAGGACGAUUGGAACCUCUUUAAGAAUGUGCAGCUGGAUAGCAAUGGUGUUGCCACUUUCCAACGGCCGAUGGACAUGAGAGCUAAAGAUAUGAACGGUAGCCUAGAAGAUUCAGAUGAGACCCCAACUUUCGAGGGUUCAAAUUCAGUUUCGGGAUCAAUUUUCAACCACAAGAUUACAAGAAUGGCAAUGGUACAAAACAGCAAUUGGCAUGAUUUAGCAAUUCCAAAACCGGAGUGA
This is a messenger RNA of Torulaspora globosa, 501 nucleotides long. It is a transcript of the gene SWM1, whose product is annotated as Swm1p. The coding region runs from base 1 to 501 and encodes 166 amino acids. Gene Ontology annotation, cellular component: anaphase-promoting complex. The record is from RefSeq and is a predicted model, not a curated record. The transcript has a single exon. Lineage: Eukaryota; Fungi; Ascomycota; Saccharomycetes; Saccharomycetales; Saccharomycetaceae.